AUGCCUGCUCACGCCGCCGCCCCCACUGCUCCGUCCGACGUGCCUGGCAAGGGCAUCAGCAAGGAGGAGGUUUUGGACGUCGCUGGACGGAUCGCCGCCGCUCUGGAUGCCCCAGGGCCGGAACGGCCCGCUGCGCAGAUGGCGCUCAUGACUUUCAUUGCACGUAAUCGAUCUGAGAGCUAUUGGACUAAGGUGGCUGCGUCGGCCGACGACGGCACCCUCUCGGUUCCGCCUCUUAUGGCGUCCGCCUAUGAGCAGCUCGGCAACCAGCAAGUCGGCUUUCGCAUGUCCAACAUUCGCGCCGAUGACCCGCUCAUUGGCGAGGUUAUCGACCGGGAUUUCAUCGUCGACGUCGACUACGGGCAACAGGCAGCCAGAGCGGUGGGAUGGUGGAGACGAGGUGCAGAGGCAUCCAAAGGCGGCCCUUCGUCGGCCGCUCCAACCGCCUCUUCGUCAGCGGCGGCAGGGAGAAGCGACGCGGCCGAGGAGACGAUGCCGCCCUCUGCAGUAGAGAAGGGCAAGAAGCGCGUAUUCGCUGCGGACGGCGUGACCGCCACCGCCUUGAAGCGAAUCCGGACGGAGAAGAAAAAGCCGCCGCCGAAGUCCAAGGCGUACGUAGAAACGUCUGAAGACGACCAGCCGCUGCAAAAGGCGGUCGGCGCGGGGCCCUCCAAGGCAUCCAUGCAAGCAGCGGCGGCGGCGAGGGCGGCAGGCAGGGCGGCUCAGGACCGGGCAGCGGCGGCGAAGGCGGCGGCGGCGGCGGAGCGUGCGAAGGCGACUAAGCUGGCUGAAGACCAGGCGGCAGAGGCUGCAGAGGCUGCACUCGCCAAGUCGAAGAUGGCCAGUGGUGGCAAGCCUGCAGAGCAAAAGACGGCGCGGCCCCAGGCAGCAGGUGAGAAAGGCGCGCAGCAAGAGACGGCAAGCCCGUCGAAGAAAAAAGCCGACCGCACCAAGGCAGGCGGAAAGACGGUCGAUGGUCCCCCACCAGAGGCGGUAGAAGAUGACGACGACCUCGUGGAGGUCCUCGCUACGCCUCUGCCAUGCGCCUCGUGCCGCCAUGCGAGGCAAAAGUGCGAGUACCCGGUCAACCCGAAGACCGGCACCACGGCGGGCCGCUGCGGCUUUUGCUCGAAGGACAAGGGCUUCUGCAGCCUCUGCCCGCGCAACUUCAAAGGACUUCCGGCCAAGAACGCAGGUGCCGGAAAGAUGGCGAGCCUUUGGCGGGAAUGGGUCCACAAGCGGAUUCGUGCCGGCCUGCCCUACUCGGAGCUCGCCUUCUACGACGACCGCCUCAAAACCGCCGAAAACGUCCACGGCUUCCUGGUCGACCUCGACACUUGGGACGGCCAGAAGGCGCACGUAGACCCCAAGGUGCUGGCCUGGGUCGAGCAGAGACAGCAGGCGAUCCGCAAGGGUAAGCGCGUCCCCGCGCUCAAACUGCCCAAGCAGAAGACGAUCCUCGUCUCGGACGACGACGGCGAAAAGGCAGAGCAGGGCAAGGCCGCAGUCGCACCACCGGCAGCUCCCGCCCACGACAGUGACGUCGAGAUCGUGGAGGCGACGCAGGUGGAUCCGCCACAAGAGUCCGGUGCGGGCGAAGAAGAGGAGGAGGCCGAGGACGAAGAAGCGGACGAGGAAGACGACGACGACGACGAGGAAGACGCGGAUGGCAUGCAAGUCGACGUCGACAGCAUGCAGGUAGACGGUCCCCAGGCACCCCCGUCUUUUCUGGAAUUCCAGGCACUCGACGCGCAGGACGGACCCAUCGGAGAGACGGCCCCCUCGUCUCUUGAAGUCCCAGCUCCCUCCGUGAGUCACGACGAGUGCAACAAGAUGCUCGAAUCUCUCGCCCGCCAGCUCCAGGACGAGAGGCAGGAGCGGAUGGCCCUGGCAGCCCGGCUGGAGAAGUUGGAGCGGGCUGCGGAAGAGAGGUGGCCUUUCGCCCAGCUGCAGACCCUCCAGCACGUCACGGAGCGCCUCGAAGACCUCGAGCAGAACGUGUGCGAAAAGGCGGAGGAGAUCGAGAGCCUCAACCUCAAUCAAAGGGAGAUAAGAGGCCACAUCGGCUCGGUCAGCAAAAUGAGCACCAACCUCGACAUUGCCAAGAACGGUGUCCAGGCCGCCAUGGAUGCCACCCUUCGCCGCGUCACAGACGUCGAGGAAAGGCUCCUGGGCAAGAUUGACGAGCUCCACCUCAGGCUCGAGGCUCAGGUCCACCACCUCAAGGUCGAGGCUGAGGACGAACCGGUCGAUCUUCAAAUCGUCCCGCCGCCGUCCCCACCACGUCCGGUGCCUGAGGCUGGAGACGACCUGGUGGCUGCCAUGCCGGCCCUCUCACUCCGGCGCCUUCCCCGCCGCGCGGAGGUUGUCGCUCGCCAUAAGCCCCUCUCGCCAGUUCAGGAAGAGCCGGAUCGGAGGGUUGGCCCCACCAGGGAGUUCCGGCUCAAUCCCGUCAAUCCCGCCCCACCCGUCCCGCCGCGGUUCUUCCGUUCUCCCGCCCCGCCUGCCCCCCCUGCCCCGCCCAUUCCGUUUGGUACGUCCUUCCGUGCGCUGGGUCGCUACGACACUCCGGCGGCCAGCGAGACGCGAUCCCCAGGGCAGAUCUCGUCUGGCUCUGAGGCUGCAGACGAAGGAUCGGACGUUGACAUGGACGAAGGUCUUGACCCAUCCGAGUGA
This is a messenger RNA of Rhodofomes roseus, 2676 nucleotides long. RefSeq lists its product as uncharacterized. The transcript has 6 exons. The record is from RefSeq and is a predicted model, not a curated record. Lineage: Eukaryota; Fungi; Basidiomycota; Agaricomycetes; Polyporales; Fomitopsidaceae. Bases 1 to 2676 code for a protein of 891 amino acids.